CAUGAACUGGCAUCAAUGAGGCCAGAAUCGACUUUUUUUGAAGUGGCGCCAAAAUGGGUGUGAGAGUGUGUGUGUUCAUGUGAAUCAUGUGUUGUAUCGUGCCAUCAGUAAUCAUCGUGUUUGGUUCGGUUCGAUAAUUUCGGAUUUUUAAAAUUAUCACGCGGGACAGAAAUUUAAUUUUUUUUGAUGCUCAUUUUUAGUUUAAUUAUGUCGUAUGUUCCGCGCAUAGAUGCACGUAUUCUCGGAAUGCAUUCGCUCAAUAAAUUAGAGCGUAUCACUCGCCCUAUUUACUUCUGAGACCUGUUGUUCGAAACGUUCUCAGUUCUCAUACUUACCUGUCCCAUCUCAGAGUUUGAUAACUUCCUCCCCUUCAUACCUAGAAGGAUCAUGACAUCUCAAGUAAAGCAUUAUCACAAUAACGGUCUGAUUAAUGCAUUGGAACGAUUGGACGAAGAUCUAGAUGCCGGACCCACAAACUUCAACAAGAUUGAGGAGGGUUUAUUUUUGGGAAAUUUAACAGCUGCAAAGGAUGUUCAUACUCUUGUGAGUAAUGCAAUCUCUCAUAUUUUGACGGUUGAUUCAUGUCCAUUGCCCAAAACCAUCACAGAUCUGAAGGAAAUCAAAAAUAAAUUUAUUCAAGUGACAGAUAUUCCUCAGGAAGACUUGCUGAGUUAUUUUUCUACUUCUUAUGAUUUCAUCAAAGAAGGCCAGGAAAAAGGAAACGUCUUAGUUCACUGUUAUUAUGGAGUGUCUCGAAGUGCCUCUGUAGUUAUUGCGUACCUCAUGAAAAAACAUCAGAUCUCAUUUGAUGAAUCCUUUAAAAGGGUGAAAAGUUGCAGACGUUUUGCUAGUCCAAACAAAGGUUUUGAAGCGCAGUUAAAAUUGUACGAGGUGAUGAAUUUUACCAUUGACAAGACUAAUCUCCAGUAUCGCAUGUUCAGAUUGCGACAUGCUGCUGUUAAAGUGAGAAAAGUCAAAAUUCUACCUCAAGAUUGCAUGGAUGUCAUUAAACCGGAUCCUUCGCUCACGUCUGUGAAACCAGAUCCACUCGUGUAUAAAUGUCGAAAGUGCCGACGCAUAGUUGCUUCCAUCAGUAAUAUUCUGCCGCAUUCCCCAAGUGAAAAACCCUCAUGGAAAAACGUUAAGUGGUCUGGCGAUCUGUCAAACGUAGAUCAGUGCUCACAGAUUCACUUUAUUGAGCCUCUCAACUGGAUCGAGAAUGUUUCCCACGCGGAAGAAGGGAAAAUCAACUGUCCUAAGUGCAAAUCAAAACUUGGCUCCUUCAGUUGGAUCAUGGGCUGCAAGUGCCCUUGUGGAGCUGAAGUCACGCCCGCUUUUUACCUUGUGCCGUCCAAAGUAGAGUUUAGCAAUUUUGUCCAAAAUGUUCAAAUAACUGUGUAAUUUUCAAGACUGCGACGUUUUUGUCGUCAUUCCAAUGGGAGUUCGGCGUUCCAAGUAUGAAAGAGUUUAUCAUCAGUGUAAUUUAAACUGUUGGUUAAUACUCUUUGAGAAGAGGCAGAAAAGAUAUAUAUGUUGUUUGUUAGCUUCAAGAAGAAUUCAUAUUUGCCCUAGUGCCCUCAGGAGGCUUUUUUAGUGUAUUUUCCGAAGAAAAUACACUAUUGUUUCUUCAUGUUUUUAGGGGGAAUAUUAUUACCGUGUGCAAAUAUCCACAAUUUCUCACAAAAAUCUGAUGUAAAUGAGUGAAGCUUUUUUUUCUGCAUUUUCGUAAAUAUCUCUGUGUAUAAGAUUUUGUUCAUGAGAAAGUGAAACGUAAAUUUUCUUUUGCUCACACCAAACUUUAUUCGCAGGAAUUCAAAUUUGAGUUCAAGGAUCUCAACCCCUAUUAUUAAAAAUCAGCAAUCUCAUAUCAGUAAGAAAUCCAACUUAACUGUUUAGUUUGGAUUAUAUUUAGGUAAAAAUGAGUUUUAGAUAAUUUAGAGCUCUCUGAGCUAACAAUUACUUAUUCGAGUCUGUGUGACUCAAAUAUAAAUCAGAUUUGCGCCUAGAAAUACGAACCUUUGUUUUUGAAGAUUUAUGUCUUGAGAACGAAUCAGCUGAUAGCAAUUUUGAAAUGACUCUCUUCUCACACUGGAAAAGAAAGGUUUGUCCAUAGAAUCCAUCUCUCAGUUUCAAGAUAGCACUAGAAAUAAUUUAGCAUUAUUGAAAUUUUUUUUUUUUUUUUUUUUUUUUUUUUUUUUUUUUUGGUGGUGGACAAUUUUUGGUCUCUGUUAGAAUGUUCUAUUAGCAUAUCGUGAAGCAAAAAGGAUUUGAAAUAGCUCAGCAUUAUCGACCUUUUUUUUUUCUCUCUCCGUCAGAGACUUUUAUUUGGAUGUCAUAAAUAAAGUGGAAAGGAUCUAUUUAUAUCGAGUGUUUUGAGGGAAGAUCUCUGUUUCUUUUUUGAAAUUGACCCAAAUUUUGUUCUCAGGUACUUACCACCUUUAGGCGUACUUACUAUGAAUGAAAAUAAUACAAUUUUCUAUAAGUGUCAUUUACUCUUCUUCAACUCUUGGUUAAAGAUGUAGAGAGUGUUUUUCUGUGAUCAAGUAAUUUUAAUGUAAGGUUUUUUGUUUGUUCUUUGUUCCUGAUUUUUUUUUCUUUUUUCGGCGGAAGAGGCAAAGAAAUAGGGACUGAUAAGGGCUGAUAGAAGAGCCGAUAUUAUUUAAGUGACUAUGACAUAAAUUGAGGUCGUUAAGUAUUUAUAGUUUAUCGUCCUUUUGCCUCGCUUGGAAGCCAUAUCCGUCUAAGGUACCAUGAAAAAUUUACAAUUGAUCAUAUCCUCAAGUGAAAUAUUUAUCUGAAUCUGAAAAACUGGAAAAAUCAAAAAUUUUAAUUUUGUCCUAUUUUUCUCCUCUUAUUUUCUUUCAUUCCAUCACCAAUCCGAAAUAAUAAGUGUGAAGAACGUACCAGGUGUCCUAUCAUAUACCCUGAGUUGCAGUAAGAGAGCACCAACAUGAGAGAGGAGAAAACGUAAAAGAUGUGAAGAAUCAAAACGUCGAGUCGGAAAUCAACCACAUCAACGGAAUAAAAAAUCCAAAUGUAUACGCUGAUAAUUGUGUUGGAAAUCUGCACGAUGAAGUGAGUGCUUAUUUUUUCGAUGAACAAUGAACUUAGGCGAUGCGUCAGCAAACUGAUCUCGACCCACAGCAGCCGAUAUUCCUCGAUCAUUUUGCUUGUCACUCUUGGAUUAUUUACAAUUCGCUGAGAAGAAAGAAGGCGUGCUGUCAUGAACAUAGUGCAUUUUUUCAAGUAUUGAUUUUAAAAGAAUCUGGAGGAAAAAUAACUGUUUGCGACCUUUGGUAUCUUCAUUUGAUCUAAAAAUUGAGUUUUCAUUAGAUUAUGGUUGAGGUGGAAAGUGUUAUUUUGACGUUGUUGCAUAAUAUUAAUCUUGAUGCAUCAUCGCAUGUUCCCUUUGGCUAAUAAUCUUUCUGCAUGACAUGAAGUGAAUAAACUCCGUGUCUUUAUUUUUAA
Molecule: messenger RNA, 3468 nt
Organism: Bemisia tabaci
Lineage: Eukaryota; Metazoa; Arthropoda; Insecta; Hemiptera; Aleyrodidae
Gene: MKP-4
Product: dual specificity protein phosphatase MPK-4
Biological process (GO): protein dephosphorylation
Cellular component (GO): nucleus
Molecular function (GO): protein tyrosine/serine/threonine phosphatase activity
Source: RefSeq, a predicted model, not a curated record